UCAACUCCUGAAGAGAUUUCCCUCUCAUUUGUCUGGCAGGUAACUUCUGAACAAGUUCUGCACCUUGUGAGAGCUUUGCCCAAGGAGUGUUGUAACUUCGGAACAAGUUCUGCGAAGACCACCUUGUGAGAGCUUUGCCCAAGGAGUGGUGUAAGUCCAAAGUGACUUCAAGAUACACAGCAAUGACAACAAGAAAAAAAUAAGCAGUAGAAAAAUAUAUUUCAAGCUGUUAAGGGGGGGGGGGAUAAGAUUGCGCUGUAAAAAGAGAGGUUUGGGAAAGCAAGCAGAAGGCUACAGCAAUACAAAAACUCUGUUCUUCAGGAGUUAUAUCUAUGAACCCAUGGCAUAAUAUUUGAAUUAUAAGUGUAAAAGAAUGGCAAGUCCCCUGCCUCCCUAUCCUAGAUCAGACACAGGACCUCUGUUACAUCAGUGUAUGGAAUGUGGAAAACAUUUUAAAAGCAAAAGUAAUCUUACUGUACAUGAACGGACCCACGCAGGGGAGAAGCCAUAUCAAUGCAUGGAAUGUGGAAAGAGCUUCAGUAGGAGUGGAGGUCUACAUUCCCAUCUAAGGACCCACACAGGGGAGAAGCCAUAUAAAUGCAUGGAAUGUGGAGAAAGUUUCAGUUGGAGCAACAGUCUACGUUACCAUCAAAGGACCCACACAGGGGAGAAGCCAUAUAAAUGCAUGGAAUGUGGAGAAAGCUUCAGUCGGAGAGGCAGUUUACAUUCCCAUCUAAGGACACACACAGGGGAGAACCCACAUAAAUGCAUGGAAUGUGGAGAAAGCUUCAGUCGGAGAGGCAGUUUACAUUCCCAUCUAAGGACCCACACAGGGGAGAAGCCAUAUAAAUGCAUGGAAUGUGGAGAAAGUUUCAGUAAGAGUGGCAAUCUACGUUCCCAUCAAAGGACCCACACAGGGGAGAAGCCAUAUAAAUGCAUGGAAUGUGGAGAAAGCUUCAGUCGGAGCGACAGUCUACGUUCCCAUCUAAGGACUCACACAGGGGAGAAGCCAUAUAAAUGUAUGGAAUGUGGAGAAAGCUUCAGUUGGAGAGUCAGUUUACAUUCCCAUCAAAUGACCCACACAGGGGAGAAGCCAUAUAAAUGCAUGGAAUGUGGAGAAAGUUUCAGUCGGAGUGGCGAUCUACGUUCCCAUCUAAGGACCCACACAGGGGAGAAGCCAUAUAAAUGCAUGGAAUGUGGAGAAAGCUUCAGUCGGAGCGACAGUCUACGUUCCCAUCUAAGGACUCACACAGGGGAGAAGCCAUAUAAAUGCAUGGAAUGUGGAGAAAGUUUCAGUAAGAGUGGCAAUCUACGUUCCCAUCAAAGGACCCACACAGGGGAGAAGCCAUAUAAAUGUAUGGAAUGUGGUAAAAGUUUCAGUCAGAGUUGCAGUCUACGUUCCCAUCAAAGGAAGCACACAGGAGAGAAGCCAUAUAAAUGCAUGGAAUGUGGUAAAAGUUUCAGUCAGAGUUGCAGUCUACGUUCCCAUCAUUGGAUCCACACAAGGGAGAAGCCACAUAAAUGCUUUGAAUGUGGAAAAAGCUUCACACGCAGUGACAGUCUACGUUCCCAUCAAAGGACGCACACAGGGGAGAAGCCCUAUAAAUGCAUGGAAUGUGGAAAGAACUUCAGUCACAGUAACACUCUGCGUAUCCAUCUAAGGACACACACAGGGGAGAAACCACAUAAAUGCAUGGAAUGUGGAAAGAGCUUCAGUCACAGUGACAAACUACAUUCCCAUCAAAGGACCCACACAGGAGAGAAGCCAUAGAUUUGCAUAGAAUGGGGAAAGAGCUUCGGUUUGCGUGGCAUUGGUCGACGGAUAGUGGGAGCAGGUCUCACUCAGAGGGGCACUUUUCUCAGUAUUGCAGCAAGCUUCCAAGGGAUUCACCUAACCUCUUCUACAAGGAAAUCCAUCAAUGGCUUCUAGGAUGAUCUGUGAAGGUUUGCUGAAAUGAACAGCAGCUGAGAUUUCUGGAUAAAAGGGUUCUGAAAAAGAAGAGCUCUUUGGUGGUAGAUAACGUCCUAUAUUCAUACUUUUGACUCAUGUCUUUGUUCUACUGCCCCUCAAUUACAAUUUUGGGCUCCAGCCAUGGACCUGUAUCCCUUUUCUGGACAUUGUUGCAUCCUUAAUCAUUGACUCUAAAUUCUGGACUGACUUCCUGGUUUCAUUUAUGAACCAGAACUUUGUUUGCAUCCCUGACUUUCUGACUUGACUCUGAAUUCGUUUUGUACUCUUGAUUUCCUGCUUGUUAUUGCAUCAACUCUUUUGAAUGAACUCCUAGCAUGUGACUAUUAGACUGUUACCUUGGCUUUUGUUUCUUCUUGCUCCUGACCUGGAUCUACAGUACUUGAGUUGUCUGCAUUAAUUGGACUCUUGACCUUGACUUUUGUUCAUUGUUCCUCCGACUGUGUUGCUGCAAUUGUAUUAUUUUAACCGGACUCAAGACUUUAGCUUUCUUCUAAGUACAUAUUGUCUUGGCCUAGCUUGUGUUCCUCAGGCUUUAUACUGGGAGAGCCCUGGAACACGAGACCAUCAGUCUUGCUUUGUGUGUACUUAUCACCCUAUUUCUCUACGUGUUCUCCCUCACGAAUAAUUCUUCUUUAUCUCACCCUGAGUUUUUAAAUCAUUUUAUGUAUAUGCGGCCCGCUCACUGUCAUUAUGCUUGGUUUACUACUUUUUUAUGUUUUGUGCAUAUUGUUUAUUGUAUUUAUGUUUUGUACUUUACUGCAAUGUUCUUUAUUCUAUUGUAAUUUGUAUUUUAUUUUAUUGUAAUUUGUUUUUGGGCUUGGCCUCAUGUAAGCCGCCCCGAGUCCCCAUUGGGGGAGAUGGUGGCGGGGUACAAAUAAAGUUUAUUAUUAUUUUUUAUUAUUAUCCCUGCUUAGAGUGAACCAAUUUCCGUACUUGAGACUGUUUAAUCACCACCUUUGCCCAAGGGUCCAGUAGGAUACACAACACAUCUCCCUAACUGUGGAGAAUGGAAGACAAAGAAUGAUGGCAUUGGCUGAUGAAGAUUAUUAUUAUUAUUAUUAUUAUUAUUAUUAUUAUUAUUGUGUCAGGAGGAACUUGAAAAACUGCAAGUCUCUUCUGGUGUGAGAGAAUUGGCCGUCUGCAAGGACGUUGCCCAGUGGG
Messenger RNA from Anolis sagrei ordinatus, 3133 nucleotides. NCBI's taxonomy places the organism in Eukaryota, Metazoa, Chordata, Lepidosauria, Squamata, Anolidae. The record is from RefSeq and is a predicted model, not a curated record.